CUUGGCUGGCCAGGUGUCUCUUCUCCCUUCCCCGCCUCCAGACCAUGGAGGGCUCCUUCGUGCAGCACAGCGUGAGGGUCCUGCAGGAGCUCAACAAGCAGCGAGAGAAGGGCCAGUACUGCGAUGCCACCCUGGAUGUGGGAGGCCUGGUAUUUAAAGCACACUGGAGUGUCCUGGCCUGCUGCAGCCACUUCUUCCAGAGCCUCGACGGGGACGACUCAGGGGGCAGUGUUGUCCUUCCUGCAGGUUUCACUGAGAUUUUUGGCCUCUUGCUGGACUUUUUCUACACUGGUCACCUUGCCCUCACUUCUGGGAACCGAGAUCAAGUGCUCCUGGCAGCCAGGGAGUUGCGAGUGCCAGAAGCCGUGGAGCUGUGCCAGAACUUCAAGCCCCCGCACUCUGUGGGACAGGCCUCAAGUGACCAGAAGGGCCUGGGGCAAACAACCUCCCAGGAUGGGAGAAGCUGCCUCAAGGAGCCAGUGGGCCUGGAAGAAGAGGAAGUUCCUAGGACUUUGGGUCAAGCCUCCCAGGGUCAGGAGCCCAGCAACACUCACAGCCCUCAGAAGCCCCCAUUGGGCCUCUUGACUCAGAGUGACAGCCCCUCCUCCUUCCAUGGGAAAUUCAAGCCCACCCUGAAGCUUGGUCCCCCAGAGGACAAGGAGCCUGAGGACUGCAAAGUGCCCCCGCGGCCCCUCCAGGCUGAAGGUGCCCAGCUGCAGGGUGGGAGUCAUGAGUGGGAAGUGGUGGUCCAAGUUGAGGAUAAUGGAGAAGCCCAUUAUGUGUCUGAGCCUGAGACUGUACCUGCCAAGACGAAGUCCAACGUAAUUACAAAAGUCUGUGCAGCUGAGCCAGCCCUGGGCUCCAGCUUCCCAGUGGCCGAGCCCGCCGAGAACAGGAGAGGCACAGUAGGGCCCGUUGAGUGCCCCACUUGUCACAAAAAGUUCCUCAGCAAAUACUACCUAAAAGUGCACAACAGGAAGCACACCGGGGAGAAACCCUUCGAGUGUCUCAAAUGUGGGAAGUGCUACUUCCGGAAGGAGAAUCUCUUGGAGCAUGAAGCCCGGAACUGCAUGAACCGCUCGGAACAGGUCUUCACGUGCUCUGUGUGUCAGGAGACCUUCCGUCGGAGGAUGGAGCUGCGGUUGCACAUGGUGUCCCACACCGGGGAGAUGCCCUACAAGUGUUCUUCCUGCUCCCAGCAGUUCAUGCAGAAGAAAGACUUACAGAGCCACAUGAUCAAGCUACAUGGAGCUCCCAAGCCCCAUGCUUGCCCCACCUGUGCCAAGUGCUUCUUGUCUCGGACGGAGCUGCAGUUGCACGAGGCCUUCAAGCACCGCGGUGAAAAGUUAUUCGUGUGCGAGGAGUGUGGGCACCGGGCCUCCAGCCGCAAUGGCCUGCAGAUGCACAUUAAGGCCAAGCACAGGAAUGAGAGGCCAUACGUCUGUGAGUUCUGUAGUCAUGCCUUCACCCAGAAGGCCAACCUCAACAUGCACCUGCGCACGCACACAGGCGAGAAGCCCUUUCAGUGCCACCUCUGUGGCAAGACCUUCCGAACCCAAGCCAGCCUGGACAAGCACAACCGCACCCACACCGGCGAGAGGCCCUUCAGCUGCGAGUUCUGUGAGCAGCGCUUCACCGAGAAGGGGCCCCUCCUGAGGCACGUUGCCAGUCGCCACCAGGAAGGCCGACCCCACUUCUGCCAGAUCUGUGGGAAGACCUUCAAAGCUGUGGAGCAGCUACGCGUGCAUGUCAGGAGGCACAAAGGAGUGAGGAAGUUCGAGUGUACUGAGUGUGGCUACAAGUUCACUCGGCAGGCCCACCUGCGGAGACACAUGGAGAUCCACGACCGCGUAGAGAACUACAAUCCACGGCAGCGCAAGCUGCGGAACCUGAUCAUUGAGGACGAGAAGGUGGUGGUAGUAGCGCUCCAGCCACCUGCCGAGCUAGAGGUGGGCUCUGCGGAGGUGAUCGUGGAGUCUCUGAGCCAGGGCAGCCUGGCGUCCCAGCUCCCUGGCCAGAGACUGUGUACAGAUGAGAACUUCACUGGCUCAGGUGUUAUGGGACCCUCACUCAUCAUCACAGCCACCAUCCCUGAGGACUGUGGCCCCAGCCCCCAAUAA
This is a messenger RNA of Chrysochloris asiatica (Cape golden mole), 2120 nucleotides long. RefSeq names its product zinc finger and BTB domain containing 48 (gene ZBTB48). Gene Ontology annotation, biological process: regulation of transcription by RNA polymerase II. Gene Ontology annotation, cellular component: nucleus. NCBI's taxonomy places the organism in Eukaryota, Metazoa, Chordata, Mammalia, Afrosoricida, Chrysochloridae. The record is from RefSeq and is a predicted model, not a curated record. Bases 45 to 2120 code for a protein of 691 amino acids. Gene Ontology annotation, molecular function: protein binding; RNA polymerase II cis-regulatory region sequence-specific DNA binding; DNA-binding transcription factor activity, RNA polymerase II-specific. The transcript has 10 exons.